AUGGAAGAAAUUGGUAUUAUUUUACCCGAAAAGGAUGAUCAAGUUACCGACACCAAGGGAUUGCAAUUUGUCGGACCUCAGACAUUUGAUGAACUGGAGUCAGAGGACUUAUAUACAAAAUAUAAGAAAUUACAACGAAUGUUGGAGUUCUUAGAAGUACAAGAGGAGUAUAUAAAAGAUGAACAAAGAAAUCUAAAAAAAGAAUACCUUCACGCUCAAGAGGAAGUAAAACGUAUACAAUCUGUUCCUCUUGUUAUUGGACAGUUUCUUGAAGCAGUAGAUCAAAACACUGGCAUAGUUGGCAGCACAACUGGCUCUAAUUACUAUGUCCGUAUCCUAUCCACAAUUGACAGGGAACUUUUAAAGCCUUCAGCAUCUGUUGCUCUUCACAAACAUUCAAAUGCCCUUGUUGAUGUACUACCACCAGAAGCUGACAGUUCAAUUUCUAUGCUGCAAGCAGAUGAAAAACCUGAUGUUCAGUACUCUGACAUUGGUGGAAUGGAUACUCAAAAGCAAGAAAUUAGAGAGGCAGUGGAAUUACCCUUAACUCAUGUUGAACUAUAUAGACAAAUUGGUAUUGAGCCACCCAGAGGUGUACUUAUGUAUGGACCACCUGGCUGCGGCAAAACUAUGUUAGCAAAAGCCGUUGCUCACCAUACAACGGCUGCCUUUAUACGUGUUGUGGGUUCAGAAUUCGUCCAGAAGUACCUGGGCGAAGGCCCACGAAUGGUCCGCGAUGUUUUCCGUCUAGCUAAGGAAAACAGCCCUGCAAUUAUUUUCAUUGACGAAAUUGACGCCAUUGCUACGAAACGAUUUGAUGCCCAAACAGGUGCUGAUAGAGAAGUGCAGAGGAUUUUACUGGAGCUUCUUAACCAAAUGGAUGGUUUUGAUCAAACCACCAAUGUCAAAGUUAUUAUGGCCACUAAUCGUGCGGAUACUUUAGACCCUGCCCUCCUUCGACCUGGUCGUCUUGACAGAAAGAUUGAAUUUCCCCUUCCUGACAGGCGUCAAAAACGGUUGAUAUUUUCAACAAUCACCGCCAAGAUGAACUUGUCUGAGGAAGUAGACCUGGAAGAAUUUGUUGCGCGACCGGAUCGCGUAUCUGGCGCAGACAUAAAUGCCAUUUGCCAAGAAGCUGGUAUGCAUGCCGUAAGGGAAAAUAGGUAUAUAGUACUGCCGAAAGAUUUCGAGAAAGGUUACAAAAAUAACAUUAAAAAGGAUGAGAGUGAAUAUGAAUUUUAUAAA
This is a messenger RNA of Iphiclides podalirius (scarce swallowtail), 1245 nucleotides long. The record is from the annotation of a GenBank genome assembly. Lineage: Eukaryota; Metazoa; Arthropoda; Insecta; Lepidoptera; Papilionidae.